UGUUUGUUGUCCACAUCCAACAAAUCACUCACCACCCCUAAAUCAAUCUCAACUACGUUUCACGAAUCACAACCACAACCACAAUUCCCCCAUUUUCUCCCUUUCUCAAUCCUCUCGUCUUCACUCACCCUUUCUAUCUAUUUAACUCCGCCUUCUGAAUCCUUUCUCUCUCCUCAAAUUCAUCCAAUUCUACACCAAAUCAUAAAUACCCGGAAAAUACCCAGUUCCAAAUUUGGCUGAUUUUUUAUUUUGAUGAAGGAAUUUGCUGGGGUUAGAACCCAAGGACAGAGAUUUUGAUUGCAAACACGGCUAUACAAAGAAAACUUCGGCCUUUGCACGCCCGUGAUGUGCGACGUAAGAAGGGUUGUAAUUGUCUUUUGAUUGAUCGAGGUAGCCCUUCGUUGCACGGCGGACGCGGCGCCUUGCCUUCCGAAGGCGGCAGCCCUUCCGAUCUUCUCUUUCUCGCCGGAGGCGGUUGUUUCUGAGCUUCGUAGUUGUAGUUUUUUUUAAUAUAUAUACAAGUAGUUGGUGUAGCUGUAUAGAAAAAAGUUUGAUUUUUUGAAUUUUUUCUGGGGAAGAAGAAGCAAAAGAAAAAAAAUGUUGAGGAUUAAGAGGGUUCCGACGAUUGUGUCGAAUUAUCAGAAGGAGGAGGGAGACGGGUCUGCUCGGAUUGUUAGUGGGUGUGGCCGGAAUUGUCUCAAAGAGUGUUGCAUACAAGGUGCAAAACUGCCUCUGUACGCUUACAAGAGGGUCAAUAAGAUUGGAACUGAGAAGGAUUUGGUUGUUGAUGAGGCUAGAGAGUCCCCUGUUGCCUUCCUCGACUCACUCCUGCUUGGAGAGUGGGAGGACCGCUUCGAGAGGGGUCUAUUCCGCUAUGAUGUUACUGCUUGUGAAACCAAGGUGAUCCCUGGUGAUUAUGGAUUUGUUGCCCAGCUUAAUGAGGGCCGUCACCUGAAGAAAAGGCCGACUGAAUUCCAAGUCGAUAAGGUCCUUCAACCCUUUGAUGGCAGCAAAUUUAACUUCACAAAAGUUGGGCAGGAAGAGGUGCUCUUCCAGUUUGAAGCAAGUGAGGACGGUGAAGCUUACUUCAUCCCUGGUGCUCCAAUCGCUGUUGAGAAUUCGCCAAGCUUUGUUGCCAUUAAUGUCAGUCCUAUUGAAUAUGGACACGUGCUCUUGAUUCCUCGAAUUUUCGAGUGCCUGCCUCAAAGGAUUGAUUGUGAGAGUUUCUUGCUUGCUCUGAACAUGGCUGUUGAAGCUGGGAGUCCUUACUUCCGUCUUGGAUACAAUAGCUUGGGUGCAUUUGCUACCAUUAACCAUCUCCAUUUCCAGGCUUAUUACUUGGCUAGCCCAUUUCCCAUUGAGAAGGCUCCUACCAAGAAAAUCACUACUACCAGUAAUGGGGUCAAGAUAUUUGAGCUCCUGAAAUAUCCAGUAAGGGGUCUUGUCUUGGAAGGAGGGAAUUCUCUCCAAGAUUUAGCCAAGGAGGUCUCAGACUGCUGCAUUUUUCUGCAAGACACUAACAUCCCUUACAAUGUUCUUAUUGCUGAUUCUGGAAGGCGGAUUUUUAUCCUCCCACAGUGCUAUGCUGAGAAACAGGCCUUAGGGGAGGUAAGUCCUGAGCUCCUUGACACCCAAGUAAAUCCAGCGGUCUGGGAGAUCAGUGGACAUAUUGUGUUAAAGAGGAGAAAAGACUAUGAUGAGGCGUCUGAGGGUAAUGCUUGGAGGCUCCUGGCCGAGGUGUCUCUGUCCGAAGCAAGGUUCGAAGAAGUGAAGGUCAUGAUAUUUGAAGCCAUUGCUUGUCCUGUAGUUGAAAAUGGGUCAGACAUGCUUCUCAAGGUGGCUGAGCUUGAAUCUCCCCAUGCUUCUAGAGAAGCGGAUUCCAUCAACACGGCUGCUUCUCCUAUGGUGCCCGGGAACCAUGAGUGUUUGGUCCAACAGUAAUAUGGCUCUUCAGCUUAUUAUUUGCUUCCCUAAAUGAUGCAAACUGAGUUUGUAUCAUCUGUUUUAGCUUUAAAUCAAUGAGUCGCAUGUUUUGCUACUGACAAAUUGUUAUGAGUAAUGUAAGUAAUUAACUCAUAAAAGAAAAAAAUUAGGAAAAUAGAUAAUUUAUAAAAUGGAUCCUAUUCAUAGCUAUCAUUGCCUGUUGGCUACCUGCCUCAGGAGCGAUGUCGAACAGGCAAUCUGCCUCAGGAGGGAUGUAAUAUAAGUGCGCUUGCCCCUGAGCAAUUUGGCGCUUGUAAGAUGCUGUUAUUUGGAUUUAAUCAAAUAGCUUCUGUUAAGUACUUUAAUUAUUUA
Messenger RNA from Chenopodium quinoa (quinoa), 2295 nucleotides. RefSeq names its product GDP-L-galactose phosphorylase 1-like. The record is from RefSeq and is a predicted model, not a curated record. Gene Ontology annotation, cellular component: cytoplasm. Bases 598 to 1941 code for a protein of 447 amino acids. The transcript has 7 exons. NCBI's taxonomy places the organism in Eukaryota, Viridiplantae, Streptophyta, Magnoliopsida, Caryophyllales, Amaranthaceae. Gene Ontology annotation, biological process: glucose metabolic process. Gene Ontology annotation, molecular function: GDP-D-glucose phosphorylase activity.